CUGCACGCAAUAAAAAGCCGAAAUCCAACGGAAUGCGGCAUUUAUCGGGUCAGAUUAAGAUCGCGCUUAAAAAAAAACCGAUCACAACAGUCCGUCAGAUAGCAGUUGUAAUUACGAAGUCGUACGAAAGGAACGUAAUUGCGGUCUGGAUCUACUUCCCUUAUCGUUACGUGUAAUUGAGAAUAAUUUUAUUUUGAGCGUUUGUGCAGCUAAUUCUAGCGAUAGUUCCAGUGGAAGCGGUGCAGGUACGCGAUAUCCCACCUUUUUCUAUCACAUGGUACAAACGCGUUUUUGCACCAUCACAUGGCAAACGAAAGAAGUUCUAGUCGGACGUCGCGCAUUUUUGACUUUCCGCGCUUUUGCGAGUGUUCGUCGGUGUUUGUGCGUGUUGUGUGAUGUUCGCGGGUGUCCGGUGGUGCCGUUUUGGGCCGGCGUGGGGCCAGCGGCCGACGUGAUGGCUUAAAACACCUGUCUCCAGCCGGCAGCGAGCGAUGCCACACAUCAGAAAAUGGUGUCGGAAGAAACUUCCAUGACCUGCCGCGGUGUGUACGGCGAGUGCAGCCCGAAAUGCGCCAAAAAUUGGCUAUCAACGAUCAGCGAUAAUGCGAAAAUCGCUCGAGACGAGAGCAGUAACGUGCCGCGUGUUAGUGAUGUAGAAACGUUCGUCGAGGAAUUGAUACGCGAAAUUUGCGACCGAGCAGUGUGUCUGGUGCAAGGUGAAGUGAUGCCGCGCGAUCGACAAAUCCGGGCCGACGAACGUUCGCUGAAGAAGCACAACAGACGGACGACGAUCGUCGACAACGAGCUGAUCAACGAUGAGCGGCCCGUUGACAGACGGACGCCGGUCAACGGCAUCGUCGAGCCGCGCAAGUUGAGUCUCGUAGACGAGAACGACAACAGCGUGUGCGAGACGGUCAACCCGUUGAUCGGGGCGAAUCUCGAAAGGAAGAGUUCAAGGAGGAGAAAGACUCUCUCGUUUAGUUUUUUAAAGAAGAAUAAGAGCAAGGAAGGGGACAGCGAGCAGCACCCGGAGAACUACGACGAUUUCGACCCGCACGCGAAGAUCUCGGGGUUGCGGUUGAGCAAGAAGUACUCGUCGGCGGUGGAGCUCAACCAGAAGCCGACGAAGCUCCAUCGGACUACUUCUCUGAUCAAGAAGAUCGGGGAGGAGUCGAAGAAUUUCCUCAAGAGGUCGAUGAGCGUGCGGGACUUACGGAAGAAAGACAGGUCGAGGGAGAAACUGAGCGAGGAGAAGGAAUUAGAGUGGAAACAGUCUUUGCAGUCUUUAGUCGAAAAUGACGUUAGUGUUAGUUAUAACGAUUUAAGUUUUGUGGAUUACGAUGUGAUGAACGAUAUUCGCUACGACGAUGAUUAUCUAGUGCCGGAGAAAGGAUGUAUAGGAAGGACGCAGAGUAUGUACGAAAAGAGGUCCCCCGAAUUCAGGCGCCCGCUCUACUUCAGAGGCAUUUCCUCCACCAGCGAAGUCUUCCAGGAAAAAGCAUGUCUGUCUGAACAAUCGGGCGCUCUGUCGCUUCCCUCCCUGCAUCAUCUCCACCAGGAAAAUGCCGAAAACUCCCCGAGCCCAGCCCACAGAUAUCGACGGAGACCGCAGAGCAUCAGUUCCGAAGAUGGAAGGUUUCGGCAGAGUUCAGAGGGGAGCUUUCGAAGUGCCGGAAGCGGUUGCUCCAAGCUGAAGAGGCAGAAUGCUUGCAGACAGAAAAAUAGGGAUGUGCUCGUUCAGGAUACUCGGCAGCGACCCGAGACCACGGUCCGCUCGAGGAGCUUAAACCAUUUAGACACUCUAGAAAUGAGGCAAGGCGUUAUUUCGACCACGGAUCCGGCUUUGAAGGACUCGAGGUCCGAACCGGACUGCACUCGGCCGGCGCUGGCUCCACCUUCAGUCACUCCGGAACCGGUAACACCCACCAGGGAAAAUCCACCGGCCCGGAAACACAUGCUUAGUAGAUCUCAAAAAUCGAGCAGCGAAUGUUUCAGUGUUAACUUCGAAGUAGGGGAUGAAGCUACUUGGGAUAAUGAUUUUUUCAUCGCUCAACACGGAACCUUGUUACACGAGGCGCUCGCAAAAAUCUGCGAUCUUCGGAACAUCGAUCUGUCCGUGUGCGACGCCAGGUUAUUGGACAAGGACUCCAACACCGAGACAAUAAUCGGACUCGGCGCGGACACGGGACAUCUAGUCGGAAGGCACAUUCGAAUCACCGCCAAGGAACCCAGCAAUAAAAAACUAUCGGGCUCGCUCUAUGGCAACCAUUCGAGAAAGCAAUCGGCGAGCUAUCGUCCUCGCACGAGUAGUUUCUUUAGUUCAAGUACGGAAGAGCCGAGUGCAGUGGCAAGCUCGACGUUGUCGCUGCACGACGCCGACCAGAGCAAAAAACAAAUCAAACAAAGGCUGACGGCGUUCUUCGGCAACAGCAAAGACACAAAAUACGAGGCCCUCAUCGACCAGUUGGACAAGUAUUCCAAGCAGGGCAUACCCAACAACGCGAGUUAUCCCACUGGUCAGUGUCCCGAAGUGGACGCCCUCCACAAUCUCGAAGACGACUGGAGGGAAAUCGUCGAUUACAGCGAUCUUAGCGAAAAACAGCAACAGCAGCAAACUGCCUUGUGGGAACUGAUAACGAGCGAAGUUUCCUACAUCAGGACGUUAAAAGUCGUCACGGAUUUGUUUCUUGCGUGCUUGAAGGACCUUCAGUCGCACAAGCUCCUCACCGAAAUAAACACCGACAAGCUCUUCUCGAACAUAACGGAAAUUUUGGAGUCGAACGUGACGUUCUGGCGAAACACGUUGUUCCCUUUGAUAAAAGACAUGCGACAACGCAAACGUACGACCUGCAUCGAAAACAUGCUGGAAGGGUUCUCCUCGAUCCACGAGACAUUCCAGCCGUAUUAUAAGUACUGCGCUGAACAGUCGAGGUGUCAGCACUACUGCAGGGAGAACAUGGACAGCGAGGUGUUCACGGCAUACCUGACGUGGUGCGAGAGCCAGAAGGAAUGCAACAGAUUGCGAUUGAUGGACAUCUUGGUCCAACCCAUGCAAAGACUGACAAAAUAUGGCCUUCUUUUGAAAGCGAUUCUCAAAAACACGGACGAAGACGUGGAGCGGGAGAGUCUACAGACGAUGAUUAAAAUGGUGGACGACUUAGUGAUCGACGUUAACGCGAGUUUAAAGCACAAACAAGACAACGAAAGACUGAAAGGGAUAAUAGCGCGGAUAGAAAGUUACGACAUUGUGGAGACUAAGGACGACGAUAUUGACAAAAUACUAAAAAAAGAGAAAUCUUUCACUCACCUCGACUUGACAAGGCCUAUGCUGAACUGCCCUGGGGACAGAAAACGCCAUCUCUUACUCGAAGGUGAUCUGAAACUGAAAGACAGCGGAGCAUCAAAAUUGGAAGUCCACUGCUUCCUCCUCACUGACAUGCUCCUGAUUUGCAAGCCCUCAACGAAAAAAGGGGGUGCUACGAUGCGCGUAGUGCGUCAACCUUAUUUAGUUGAUAGGUUAGUUGUAUCUGAACUACAAAGAGAAACUCCAAGUUUAGCUGUAAUUUACAAGAACGAAUUCGAUAUGGCUGUGGCUGCGUUCAUACUCCAGAACAACGACUCGAAGAAAUUGAAGGGCUGGAAGGACGGGAUCGCUAAAGCUCAAGCUUUAUACGCUCAAGCGAAACAGACAACGUUCAUCCCGGAUGAACAGAGUCUCGACGUCGAGUACAGUUUAGAAUGUAAUCUAGAAAGUGACUAUCAUAGCCUUCAGUUAGCACCAAGAUCUCCUCUUGCUACGUCUUCCCGUGCCAGUAGAGUUUCUAGUCUAGCCCACAGCCACAGCGGAUCCGUGGAAAUGAACGACCAAUCCUCGGUAGGCUCCGCCAAGGAGCCGUCCCGCGGCGUCUCCAUGGACAACGAGAACCGCACCGGCUCCAUCUCGAGCGACGAGGGAGUCCAGCCCCUGCCCCCCGACAAGAGCCCCGUCUCCCAGAAGAACUCCUUCAAGAGCCGCUUCUUCAGCAAGACCCCCAACACGCUCUCCGUGCAGCCGUUCGGCAGCCUCGGCCAGAGCUUACCCAACCUCACGCUCGGCUCGCCGAACGUCGGCAGCCUCAGCCUCAGCCUCAACCAGAACACGCUCUCAGUGCCUAACAACAAGAACGGGGGCCACCUGCUCAGCCCCACCCACCGCGGGGUCUCGUACCCGCCGCCCUCGCCCACCCGGGGCAACCUCAGGCGCGGCCUGGCCAUCUCCCAGAGCAAGAACCCCCCUCUGAUCAAGACGAGGCACAUCAACUCCACCGCCACCACCAGCCAGCAGAUACCGGCCAGCUUCGACUUCGACGUGCCCGUGAUAGCAGGUGUGUCCCAGUCAGAGGAUCAAUGUGAAUCUUUUAGCAGAGGACAUCAUCGUCAGGCAAUGAAACGAAUUUAUAGGAAUGAUAAAAGAUAUCAUACUGCGGGAGUUGUGGAUGACAUCAAGAAAAAUGAUAGCCGAGAUGCGAGCAUCCACAAACGUUUAUCCUGGAAUUGCAGUAGUCAAGAGCAACGGCCCCCCAACGAGGACCAUACCUAGCAUACAAUUAUAAACUCCCUUGUGUCUUGUAUAGUGAUCCUUUACUUCUUCUAUUUUAUAGUCUGUACAGUACUAGAAUUACUAAAUCAUCUAGUUAGUUAAAGAAAUGAGAAUAACACGACAACUCGGCUUGGGUUUAUGCGGAUUGUACAAAACUGUGGACCAAACGAACCCACAAUAUCACGAAAACAAUAAAUUUAUUAGAUGCCAAACAUUUUGGCAGAUUUACAUUCCUAUUACAUUCCAAGAUAAACCUGAGCAAUACUGUACCUAAUCAAAAGUUCUAUCUGGCCUAAUCUUUAAAAAUUUUGAUAAUAUUUUAAGUAGGAAUUUAGUGACUAAAUAGAUCGCUUUAAACUGAUCGAAGUGUCGAGUAGGUCCUCGAAAAACGAUUGGAAUUUUUGGGUUUUUCGGGAAUUACCGAUGCUG
Molecule: messenger RNA, 5008 nt
Organism: Zophobas morio
Lineage: Eukaryota; Metazoa; Arthropoda; Insecta; Coleoptera; Tenebrionidae
Product: pleckstrin homology domain-containing family G member 5-like
Exons: 20
Coding region: 509-4579 (1356 amino acids)
Biological process (GO): Rho protein signal transduction; endothelial cell migration
Cellular component (GO): plasma membrane; endocytic vesicle; axon
Molecular function (GO): guanyl-nucleotide exchange factor activity
Source: RefSeq, a predicted model, not a curated record